Messenger RNA from Cyclopterus lumpus (lumpfish), 3689 nucleotides. It is a transcript of the gene gfod2, whose product is annotated as glucose-fructose oxidoreductase domain containing 2. Gene Ontology annotation, molecular function: nucleotide binding. The coding region runs from base 206 to 1360 and encodes 384 amino acids. The record is from RefSeq and is a predicted model, not a curated record. The transcript has 3 exons. Lineage: Eukaryota; Metazoa; Chordata; Actinopteri; Perciformes; Cyclopteridae.
UAGUGUCUCUGUCCCUCCACACGGUCCUGCUGCGGUUGCUACUGAAGUUACCAUUAGCAACUGGGCAGCGGACGACGGAACACCUUGAACCGCUGUUGAUAUUGUCCUGGUGAAUACAGCAGGCACAGUAAGCUCUCCUGGAAUUUUAGGAUGUUGGUGAGGUGAGCCAUGUUUAACACGUAAGGACGCACUGAGUGGCACUGCCAUGUUGCCAGGAGUCGGUGUAUUUGGCACGGGCAGCACAGCCCGAGUGCUUGUCCCGUUGUUGAAAGCUGAAGGCUUUGAGGUUCAUGCACUCUGGGGGCGAAGCGAAGAGGAAGCGUGCUGCUUGGCAAGGGAGCUUGGCAUCCCAUUUCACACCAGCCGAUCUGAUGACGUCCUGCUGCACCAAGAUGUCGACCUUGUUUGCAUCUAUAUACCACCCUCGAUGACAAGACAGAUUGCUGUCAAAGCACUAGGUAUCGGUAAGAAUGUUGUGUGUGAGAAAGCUGCAACUGCUGUGGAUUCAUUUAAGAUGGUGACUGCAGCCAGAUACUACCCACAGCUGCUCAGCAUUAUGGGUAAUACCCUGCGCUUCCUGCCAGCUUUUGUGGCAAUGCGCCAGCUGCUGGCAGAGGGAUACGUUGGAGAUAUCCAGGUGUGUGAUGUCCGAGUCUAUGGCCCCAGCCUCCUGGAUCAGUCUUACGGCUGGACAUGUGAGGAGCUGAUGGGAGGAGGCGGUCUACACACUGUCGGCUCUUCCAUCAUUGACCUUUUAAGUUACUUAACAGGUGCUCGAGCCCAUCGUGUUCAUGGCUUACUGCGGACUUUUGUACAGCAAAAUGGUUUGAUCCGAGGCAUCCGGCGCGUCACCAGCGAUGAUUUUUGCUUCUUCCAAAUGUUGAUGGCUGGAACUGGGUCCAACUCUGGUGGUGUGUGUUGCACUGUGACCCUGAACUUCAACAUGCCAGGGUCAUUUGUUCACGAGGUUAUGGUAGUUGGAUCCACUGGGAGACUGGUCGCCAGGGGGGCAGAGCUGUAUGGUCAACACAAUGGGAGUAAAGGUGAGGAGCUGUUGCUAGGUGACAGUGGGUGGGUGGGACCAGAGGUGAAAGAGAUGCCCCUGCCUCACCUGCAGGGUCUGAGCUCCAUGGUUAAGGCACUGAGACAGUCUUUUCAGGCUCACGAGGAGCGCAGGUCAUGGGCACGAGGACCGGUUGCCAUGGCACCAACAUUUGAGGAUGGUCUCUAUGUGCAGACGGUGGUCGAGGCGGUGAAACGGUCCAGCUGUAGUGGAGAAUGGGAGUGUGUUGAGAUCAUGAGUCAGGAGCCAGACCCGAAUCACAACUUGUGUGAGGCUCUGCAGAGAAAUAAGAACUAAAUAUUAUAUUAUUAAGUAUUUAUACACCCAGUGCAACUCAUACAUGUGUCUGACAAAACUGGGCUCUGAAUGUUGUUCCUUUAAUUCAGCUGCAGAGGCAGUUUACAUUACCCAUGACUACUUUUUGAAUUUUCACAUAUUGAGCAUAAUACUUUAAUUUAGAAAACAUGACUGUGUAGUGGAUGUUUGUACCCUCGCAGUUAUGAUUUGUUUGUACACUAAGUUUGUGACCACAGCUCCAUUAUUCUGAUUCCCGACAAAAGAAAUAUUUAAAUAGCUACCUGUUUCCGUUUACACGUUUAUUACCUUUGCCACGCCAAAAGGUUGACACAGUUGUUAUUCUCACUGAAGCUUGAAGUCACGGAGUCAUGACUCUAAAUUCCCUGCUAAAUGAGGUUGAUGUUUGUCACCUGUCAGAAAGGCACCACACCUAUGUCAAAUAUUGGCCAAGAGCAAAAUUACAUGGGAGUCAAAAAAUAACCGUUCAAUGUAUGUCUGACCCUUUUCCUCACUUUCAUUAUCACGUUUGGAUAUAUUUCUGUAUUUUAAGAAACAUGCAGGUUGUUGUGUUUUACUGAUAAUCAGAGAUGGAUCAGAGUUUACAAUUCCACCAAUACAUGGUUGAAUAGGCAUCAACACAAUGAAAACAAAGUUGUGAAGUUGGUGCACAGGCAUAAAGACCCAUUGUUGAGCCAAGCCAUUCAUUUAGUAAGGUUUGGUAAUGUGGCUCAUUAAAAGGCAACUGUAAGUGUACAGUUCAACCAAGAAAACAUUUUAUUUUAUAUUUUAUUUUAUGUUGUACAUAACUUUUAGAUGUUGGUGUUCCUUUAUUCCCAACAUGAAUAGCACCUUAUUCUGAAAGGAAGCGUUUAGCUCAGAAAUGUAUGUAAAUAUCAAAGCACGAGGAGGAUUUGAUUAACAAAACACGCUUGGCAGAAUUCAAAUGAUAUUAUAAUGGGGCUCAGCCUCUAUACACUUCAGAAUAAUGGAGCUGUGCAGAGUUUUGUUUUUGUAACGUGUGAUAUUAAGCUUUCAGUCAAAGAUUGCAAGAGGGGCUUGUAGGUGUUAAUGUUAUGACAUAACAGGCAUACAUAAGAUACCAGGGAUUGAGUAAAAUAAGCUAUGUAGAAAACAGAAUAAUAAAAAGUUUAGUUUGCAGCAUUGCCCCUCAAAAUGCCCAAUUCUUAAAGUGAUACUUAAUCUUAAGGCUUUUUUUCGUUUCCUUCUUCACAGACGGAACAGCUAUGAGCUGGAAUUUUUGACUGCUACAGGAGAACAGUAGUGACUUGUUUUCAUAGUGGAAAAAGUGUCUAAAAACCAUCUAAACCUUAAGCCACUCAUGGGUCAUCCUUCCGUUCAAUCAUUAUUUCAUCAAAAUGUACAACUUCCAGAUAUGUACACGACUGUAAGAAGCUUUAAUGAGGGUGACGCAAUGUUUUUAUAAUAUAAAACGUUUGCUGGAUCAAAUAGAACAUGUAGAAGGACUAAGGUGAAGUGGAUUAUGCCUCAGUGAAAGGGAUUCAUACGAAGGUUUGGUAAAGGUUUUCCACUGUGAAAACUCCCCAAUGGAAAUCUAUGUAACCAUCGAAACUGACUUUGAAGAAGGAAACUACCCUCUUUUAGAAGCCACAUGUCAAGUUUACAUCAUGAGCAUUUGAUGCUCAGAUUAUAGAUUUUGAUGUGGAGUAUCGCAUUAAAUAUUAAAUGAGUAAAAACAGGCUUGUUCUAGAAAUUACAGAUUAGUGACCUUUUAUUGUUAAACUGUCAAAAGUUUUAGAUGCAACUAAAUUUAGUUUAAAAGGUUUGUUUACAUGUAUUAUCUGUAUCAUUUUAUAUGUUUUUAUAUUUAGGUUUUGUUUCAUGCGAUCUAUGCAUUUACAGUCAUUACAGAUGUUUAAAAUCAAAAGAGUGGAGACUCAAUCCACCCCCAUACACCAUUUAUCCUGAAACCUUACUGAUCUUUAAUUGAGUAGAGCCACUGGACUAAUUUGCUCAGACGAAGUAAAGGAAGGGUUUCACAGUUUACGGUUGUUGUUGUUGUCACUCACUGCAUCUCAGCACUGCUGAAUAUCCUGAAUAAUAUUGGGCCUCGGUGCUCCUACUGCUGAGACAGGAAGUGAAGACAGAAACUGUGUUUUACUUUGAUUUGAUUGGUCUGUUCCCUUAGACCUACGCAGAAUCUGCAAAUAGGGAUACUCUACACGCUUACCUCACGCUAUCCCAACAGUGCUUUACAAAAACAAUUAAUCAAGUUUACAUUAAGUGUUCUUAUAAAACACAUCACAUUUGCCUGCAUAACCCACCGCUAUUAAAAUGCAUUCCAACUAAA